AUGGCGACCGAACGAUCUCUGGCUACCCUGCUGCGGUCGCUGCAGACGACUUCCAGUUUCCAAGAUGCUGCCGGUCUUCUUCCUACGGCUACUAGCUUCCUGUCUAUGCUGGGAAAUCCUCUAAACUUGACUCUUCUUUCUUCACAGCUUCUUACGGCACCUUCCCUUUGGAGCCACCCCGUCGACCUACAGGCAUGCCGCAAAAUCCUCAGCGUCUUCAACACCUCCGCCAUCGCUGUUUUACAGAAUGAUACCACCGACGAACCGCGCAUACCGUAUGGACGGAAUAGAAAGAUCGAGUGCGAAGCGUGGGUCAAGGCGGUUGCGGAGGGCGCCGACGAGAAGUCCCCGCGGUGGAGGCACAUGCUUCUGCUAGGUGGAAUCCUGAUGGGAUUCGAGGGACAGAACCGACAAGGCUUACCACGGCAUAUACGGAUUAAACUCGAAUCAGCACUUGCGACGGCGGCACAAUUGGCGCUACAAGAAUUAGGCCCGGAGACCGGCAUCGAUGGCCAGUGUAUCACUAUGGUCUUGAACUAUACCUUUGAGCUGCUGUCGGAUUUCGAGAGGGGCAAGCUCGACUACGAUCGCUUGCUUCCGGCGAUGAUUCAAUCGGCGUUCUUUUCUUCCGAGGGCCUUGAGGGUGGAUACUUUUUGGGAUCUAUCGAUCAGGAUGUUGUUGAGGCUCCCGGGAAACAGUUCAAGUGGUCUUCCAAUUCUCCGACAUUUGCGAUCGUAUCCGCGGUAUCUGCUCGUCCUCUUGUAUCAACACUUGGUCCUCUGUCACGUCUUAUAUCACAUUCCAUUGAUAAUGUGCAAGAUCCAAGAAUCGUUGCUCAUACCGUUGAUUACUUAGCGGACUUUGUUCGGACGCUUAUGGUGCAAUGGCGGCAGAAUAAAUUGUCCGAGAUUGAUGUUGCGGAGGAAGUCGAGUUUUUAGACGCUGAAUCGCGGGAAAUCACUCUUCCUGCGCUUUGGAAGACAUUACGAAAUUGCUUAUACUCAAUCGUUAUCACUCUCCGGGCUGUGCUGGGGAGAACCAUCAAUGAUCCGGCUCUUGCUGCUAGCAGUAGUAAGUUGCACUCCAAUGAUGAUUAUCACUAUGGGACUGACUUUGACAAUUCAGGUGCUCCGUAUUUAUCGAUGCAGUGUCUUCAUAUUCUUCGCAAUAUGUAUUUCAUAUCUUCUCGAAUCGGCCAGAAUGCUUCGUCGCAACAGACAUUCGUGCUCUUGACGGCCAUCGAUAUUCUUUCACAAUAUCCUGUCCUCGCCGAGAACUUUCUGCGAAGUAUCAAGCCAAGCGAUCUUGGCCAGAUUCCUGCUCAUCCAGUCGAACGAUGUCUAGACCUGUUCUUCUUGAAUGUCGCAGAACACUUUCCUCUGGUUUUAUCCCCGGAGACAAGCGAGGAAUUGCUCUUAGCUGCUGCUUUCCCUUAUCUUGCUGCGGGUGCCAACAGCCUUCUUUUGGAGAUUUUCGAAGCUGCUCACAGCUUAGUGCUUGUUGUUUUUGCUAUUCCUCAUAACUCGGAAUUAGCUGCCAAACACCUCCCCUUUUAUAUUGAAAACCUUUUUGCAGUUUUCCCCAACAACCUUUCCGCGCGCCAAUUCCGCCUUGCUUUCAAAACCGUCAUACAGAUUACAGCACCUCCUUCACCCUUAGCGAAUACCCAACCUCUUCUACCCUCCAUCUUGUUGGAAGUUGUUCAUGACCGUGCGUUGAACGCAUCCUCUACUCUGAUCCCACAGAAAAGUCCAAACCCGGACAUGAGCCAAAGUCCACCUGUUUCUGAACAAGCAGUUCUGACACUAGCCCUUCUCGAUUCCCUUGCGUUCCUUCGGGUCGAUGAUCUCAAAGAAUGGCUCCCCCUAGCAGCGCAGCUGAUCAAUGCAAUCUCUGACCGGAGCAUGCGCCACACUUGUAUUGACCGGUUCUGGGAAGCCUUGGCCGGUGGUGAGAUGGAUGUCGAUCGCGCCCACUGCUGUGUCACUUGGUGGAGCACCGAGGGCGGGCGUGAACUCGUCCUUUUCGGUGCCGAGACUGCCAACGGCGCUCCAGGCGAGUCAGAUGAUAGCGGACCUUACAUGAGUGGCGCAGUUGGAGAUGUGGCGCCCGAAAGUAAGCUAUAA
Messenger RNA from Penicillium soppii, 2127 nucleotides. It is a transcript of the gene pex8, whose product is annotated as putative peroxisomal membrane protein Pex17. The record is from RefSeq and is a predicted model, not a curated record. The coding region runs from base 1 to 2127 and encodes 708 amino acids. The transcript has 3 exons. Lineage: Eukaryota; Fungi; Ascomycota; Eurotiomycetes; Eurotiales; Aspergillaceae.